Messenger RNA from Aphidius gifuensis, 1483 nucleotides. RefSeq names its product lysosomal aspartic protease-like. Gene Ontology annotation, biological process: proteolysis; cell death. Gene Ontology annotation, molecular function: aspartic-type endopeptidase activity. The coding region runs from base 190 to 1368 and encodes 392 amino acids. Gene Ontology annotation, cellular component: lysosome. NCBI's taxonomy places the organism in Eukaryota, Metazoa, Arthropoda, Insecta, Hymenoptera, Braconidae. The transcript has 9 exons. The record is from RefSeq and is a predicted model, not a curated record.
ACAUUUAAAUAUAAAACUGAUACCUACGAUAUUCCGGGAACCCCUGUUCUAUCAAAAAUUAUAAAGCGAAAAAAAAAAAAUAAAUUAAAAAUUUUAGUAUCAAGCCUUACUGCGUGCAAGCCAAGUGGUACAAGUUGAACACUUUGAUAAUAAAUUCAAAGCCAAAAUAUCUAACAAAAAAAAUCAAAAAUGUUUAUAAAUAAUUUUCUAUUGUUAAUAAUAACAACAUCAAUUAUCCAUCAUGUUAUUUGUGAUCCAUUAAAGAUUGAUUUAUAUAAUUUACAACAUGAUUAUACUGAGGAAAAAUUGAUUAAAUAUGAUGAAGUUCUUCAUGCCUCAAAUCCAGGUUACGAUACUGUUGUUUUAUACAAAUUUUUAAAUGCAGAAUAUUAUGGUGAGAUUGGAAUUGGUUAUCCAAAGCAAACUUUCAAAGUUAUUUUCGACACAACAUGGGCUGAUACAUUUGUUCCAUCACAGCAAUGUGGAUUCACCGAGUGGGCCUGCAUGAUGCAUACAAGAUAUGACCAUACAAAAUCAUCAACUUACAGAGCAAAUGGUGCUACAUUUGAACGUGCUGACAGUGAAAUGUCAUUGAAAGGUUUUUUAUCUGUCGAUGAUUUUCAUCUGGCACACUUGAAAGUUGUCAAUCAAACAUUUAUUGAAAUGACACAUUUGUCCUUGAAACCAUUUGGAGCAACAAAAGCUGAUGGAAUUGUUGGACUUGGUUUUGACUCAUUAGCUGUUAAAGGAGCAAAACCAUUUUUUUACAAUAUGAUUAAUCAAAAUAUUGUGAAGGAAAAUAUAUUUACUUUUUACAUGAACAUUGAUGAAACAACAAACAAAGCUGGUCGUUUGAUACUUGGUGGAACUGAACGAUCACAUGUUAAAGGUAAUUUAACAUUUUUACCAGUAACAUCAAAAGAUUAUUGGAGUGUUUCACUUGAUAGAAUGAUCAUUCAAACUACUGAUAAAAGUAAAACAACAUAUACUUUUUGUGAUAAUGGAUGCAGUGUUAUGAUGGACACUUCAGCAAAUACCAUCUCAGGACCAGCUGAAGUUGUUAAAAAAAUUAACAACAUUUUGGGAGCCAAAGAAAUUUUACCAACUUGGCCUUACAAAUCAAUGGUUGAUUGUCGAGGAUUUUCAAAACUUCCUCAUGUUACAUUCGUUUUUGCUGGUAGAAAUUUUACAAUUGAAUCGAAAUAUUACGUUCAGCAUCUUACUUAUAUGGGAAUGCAAAUAUGUUUAUCACCAUUUGUUAUUUCUCCUCAAAAUUAUUGGGAAAUUGGAGGUGCAUUUUUGAUGCAAUUUUAUACUGAAUUUAAUAUUGAUAAACGAACAAUUGCCAUUGGAGAAACACUCAUGUAAAAAAAACGAUGAAAAAAUAAUCUUAUCAUAAAAAUAUAAAUAUUUCUUUGUAACAAUAACAACAAUUAACUUUUUUAUAAUUUUAAAAUUUUUUAAUAAAUAAAAUUACAAUUUA